This is a messenger RNA of Theileria orientalis strain Shintoku, 1527 nucleotides long. RefSeq names its product Pbj2. Bases 1 to 1527 code for a protein of 508 amino acids. Lineage: Eukaryota; Apicomplexa; Aconoidasida; Piroplasmida; Theileriidae. The transcript is spliced from 7 exons. The record is from RefSeq and is a predicted model, not a curated record.
AUGUAUAUUAUUUUAAGGUUAUAUUUUAUAAUCAUAUACCUUGAUUUCAUAGUUAAAGUGUAUUGCGAUUAUUAUUCACUGCUAGGUGUUAAAAGGAAUGCAACUGAGAGAGAUAUAGAAAAGGCCUUUAGGAAAAAGGCCAAAAAGUUACAUCCGGACGUUAACCCUGGUAAAGAAGAGGAGUUUGCUAAAAUUUCGAACGCUUACGAGACACUGAAGGAUCCUUCCAAGAGAAAGAUCUACGAUCAAUACGGAGAAGAUGGACUUAAAUCCGAUGGGCCACAGGCACGCCCGUACACUCACUAUUAUGGAGACGGACCUCAAACAUUUUUUACAUUUGAAGGAUUUGAUUUCGAUGAUGUAUUUUCACAAUUUAGCUUUGGAGGAGGCCAGGGCAGAAAUCAGGGUGAUCGUGGUCCUAGGACCCAAGUCACAUUCGAAGAUACAAUAGUGGAAGAAAUGACACCAAAGGAGUAUAAUGAUUCUAUUAAAAAUGUGCGGGUGUUGAAUUUGUAUUAUUUUUACUCUGCAAAUAACCGUACCUGUAGCAAUAUACACAGAGGCUUUAUUGAAACCGUCACUAAGUUCAAAGGAGCAAUAAAAAUAUAUCGAAUAAAUUGUGAAAAAUACAACAACUUUUGUCAAAAAAAUACGAAAUCGAUCCCUCAGAUUAUCGCAUAUAAAACAAACUCUUCAAACCCGUUCGUAUUUGACAAGGAAGAUUACACAAUGAAACUUGAGAUUUGGCUAAAUAAAAUAAUGCCAUCAGAGCUGGUUGAAAUAAAAGAUUUAAAGCACCUGCAAACAUUUAUAGAAAACCAGACAAUGAGUCACGUCGUGUGUAUAGUUAAGAAGUCGCUCUUUUUGACUAUACUUAAAUCAUUGUCAGUGUACGUAAAGUCAAAAGUAAAGAUCGGGUUUGUAAGAGCCAGCAAUAGAGAGCUGGUAAAUCAUUUUAAACGGAACAGAACAGAAGGAGCUAAAUUGUAUUACUUACAAGAUUUUGAUACAAUGGAAGGGAAAUCAAUUGAGUUGACACUCGAUAAUUUCUCAGACGUCCUUUUGUGGUUAAACUUGAGGCAGAACGAGUUUAAAAAGAUGAAUGUUGGUAUAUAUAAAGAGUUGACAAGCAGGCUUCUGGAAGCAGGAGAAUGUGGUCCGAAGGACAAUCAGUUUUGUUUCAUAUUUAUCAAAUAUGGAAACAGAGUUGAAUACACACUACACAGAGAGUUAUCGAAUAUUUCAAAAAGAUACUCACAAGACUCAGUAAAAAUAAGAUACAUUAAUGCCACUAAUCAGCAUAAGUUUGUCUCUGCUUUUGGACUAUCGUCAAGGUGCCCAGCAUCGGAAGUUUGCUCUAAGCUCGUAGCAUAUAGAGGUAAAAGAGGAAAGUUCAAGAUCAUGGAAAUGAGUCUCACGCAGCAAAAUGUACAAAAGUUCAUUGAUGAUGUCAUCACGAAUCUGGUCACACUCAACAGACCACUACUACACGAUUUAAAAAUCAUCGACUACUCUGAUGAAUUUUAA